CUUGUUACACCUGCAUUAGCCCUUUAUCUUUUCGAUUACUCCUCUUUCUCACAACUUAGUGUCAACUUUAUCGCUCACAAGUUGUUCCUUCUACGUUCGGCACAUCUCAACAUUAUUCCUUACGUUACAGAAUCAUGAAGUUUUGCCUGCCAUGAGCUAUCCCGGUGCUGCUCCGCCUCCUGAAGGCGUCAUCCCUGACCUUGCUCACCCGCAAGAUGUCCUGAGGACGGUGAAUUAUGUCACCCAAGCGUUGACAAUCUUCUUUGUCACCAUCUUCGUUGCCAUACGAUACUAUGCGAAAUCUAGAGUGCUUGGAGGCGGCUUUACAUCAGAUGACUAUGCAACUUACUCGGCUUAUGUGCUUAUGAUAGGGUACUGCAUCACUGCAUGCUUUGCCGGUUCACAUGGUGGAGGUCUGAAUAUAUGGGACGUGUCAAAGGAAGAGGUUGAGAAAUACUUCAAGUCUUGCUAUGCUGCCACCAUCUUCUACGCUCCGAUGGCCAUGACCGUCAAGCUGGCCCUGCUCAUCAUCAUCAUUCGAGUCUUUGGAUCGGUCCACCGGCGAACCCUCAUCGGAAUCUACAUCUUCAUCGGCAUGAUUGUCGCAUACUAUGUCUCCGGCUUCUUCAUCAAAAUCUUCAUAUGUUGGCCAAUUUCUGCGUAUUGGACAGGGGACGCCAGCAAAUGCAUGAACCAGAGCGCUAUUGUCACGGCCGACUCCAUCAUCAGCGUCAUCAGCGACUUGGCCAUCCUGCUGCUGCCGACGCCCCUUACCUGGUCGCUACAACUGCCUCGACGAAAACGCCUCCGUGUUGCGGGACUCCUAUGUGCCGGAGGAGUUGCUACGGCGUUUAGCAUCUAUCGAUUGGCCAUGAUUGUUGACGAGCGCAACUCCCCCAACAUGACCAUGGUUUUUAUCAAGGUCAUUCUGUCAGGCAACGCUGAAGCUGGCAUUGGCCUGAUAUGUGCCUGUCUUCCGGCCGUCAGCGCCCUCUACGUCCAACGCACGCGCGGUUCCUCAUACUUCAAAAAUCCCGGCCACUCUAGCAUCACCGGCCGCGGCGAAAUCAUGCUGACACGAUCAUACCAUGUCGACAGAUCGGCCGUGGACAAGGAUGUCGACGAGAGUGCCCUCGAGCUGGGCCACGACGAGGCGGGCCUGGUGUCCAAUAUGGGAGCCCAAGUCAAGGCGAAUGCCCCAGAGAGCCACUACUCUAACCGAUCCGAGGAGACGCUUUGAUUCCCUUUGUCUUUUGUCUUCUUCCGCCGCACCAUUAAGAGUUUGGGCGACCAUUUCUUUUUUUUACAUUUAAUUCCAAGAUUUUCAUGUUGAUAUGAACACACACACACAAGGGCAGGGAUGUAGAACGAAACAGGGCAUAUAAAUUCUUGUUUUUGGGAGGGAAUCUUUACAUAUACCAGUCUUUUCGUAAGGCAAGCACAUUUCGUUUAAUACUAUUAGAUGGAUCAUACAUGC
Molecule: messenger RNA, 1477 nt
Organism: Trichoderma virens Gv29-8
Lineage: Eukaryota; Fungi; Ascomycota; Sordariomycetes; Hypocreales; Hypocreaceae
Exons: 6
Coding region: 152-1240 (362 amino acids)
Source: RefSeq, a predicted model, not a curated record